CUGUCAGAUGACUGCAGGAAGAGCUUCCUGUUUCCCCGGCGUUGCUGCUCUCUGAAAGGUUGUGCACAGGUUAUUUGGUCCAACUCCCGUUGUUACUGUGGAGCAACUGGUGCUGGACAACACACUCCGAGAACCGGACACAGAGUGUGUGAGGAGGGAGUACCAGGGCCGGCUAGCGGGCUCACCAUGCUCUUAUUCCAGCUGCCAGAGGAUGUUCUCUAUUAUAUCUUGUCUUACUUGGACUACAGAUCUCUCAGUCGCCUCUCUCAAGUCUGUAAAAUCAUUUACCGCUUUGUAAACCGGGACGUUGUGUGGAGAAGGAUCGCCAAAGAGUUUCUAAAUACUGGGAUCAGGCGGGACGGGACGGACAUAUAUCCUCACAUCCCACUGAAGGAGAGAGUGAAGAUAGCUCAAAACUGGUGUGAUGGGGUCUGCAAAAGGGCAAUUCUUCUCAAAUGGAAAACAAAGCUAUUGCCAUGGUUGCAGCUGGAUGGGGAUGUACUGUUUUUAUCUCAGGCUGCUGAAAUUGGAGCAUACCAUUUGCGCAAAGACUCCGGAAGGCUCCAGCGUAAGCCAUUUGAAAUCUACUCAGGCCACACUGGUGAUGUGUGUCACUUUGUUCUGACGGACUCUCAUCUGAUCAGUGGCGGAAGUGAUGGCAAGAUCCUGGUCCACAGUAGGACGAGUGACAUGUCAGUGGAGUUAUCAGGUCAUAACCAGGAAGUCAACUGCCUGGACUCUAAAGAUGGACUCAUCAUCAGUGGAUCCAGAGACCAAACAACACGGAUUUGGACUUUGACUUCCAGCUGCCCCAGAGACACAAUUCCCAUGUAUGACAGAGUGUGGUCUGUUGCUAUUAGUCCCACGCUGAGCUCCUUUGUAACAGGAACUGCCUGCUGUGAAAACUUCUCCCCUCUUCGCAUCUGGGAUGUUGAACGGUUGGAGUGUGUGUACAGUCUGGGCUCAGAGUUUCGUCGUGGGGCCGGUGUGUUGGACAUGGUGUUUGAAUCUCCAUUCCAGCUCUUUACCUGCGGCUAUGAUACCUUCAUUCGACUGUGGGACCUCCGACUCAGCCCAAGGAAUUGUGUGAUGGAGUGGGAGGAGCCUCAUGACAGCGCUCUGUACUGCAUCCAGACCGACGGAAAUCACAUGAUAGCCAGCGGCUCCUCGUACUACGGUGUUGUACGACUCUGGGACAAACGGCAGACUGAAUGCCUGCAGUUCUUCCAGCUGAGCUCAGACCCAGUGAGCAGCCCAGUGUACUGCCUGAGGUUCAGCAGCACUCACCUGUACGCAGCUCUUGCCACCGCCCUGCACUCACUGGACUUUAGACAGAACCCCGUCUAUAUCAGAUGAUACGAACACAAAAACAAAGUUCUAAUUUAUCAGUUCAAUAAAGCUUUCUAUUUUCACAAUAAAU
Xiphias gladius (swordfish) is the source of this 1420-nucleotide messenger RNA. RefSeq names its product F-box and WD repeat domain containing 4 (gene fbxw4). Bases 187 to 1356 code for a protein of 389 amino acids. NCBI's taxonomy places the organism in Eukaryota, Metazoa, Chordata, Actinopteri, Istiophoriformes, Xiphiidae. Gene Ontology annotation, molecular function: protein binding. Gene Ontology annotation, cellular component: SCF ubiquitin ligase complex. The transcript is spliced from 9 exons. Gene Ontology annotation, biological process: SCF-dependent proteasomal ubiquitin-dependent protein catabolic process. The record is from RefSeq and is a predicted model, not a curated record.